CCCUGCCCGGUCCCUGCCCGCUGCUGCGGCCGGAGCCGGCCCGAGGGCAGGCGGUGCCCGCGGCGCUCCCAUCCCCCCCCGGGCCGCAGGCGCCUCUCGGCGGGUGGUGGCGGCGAUCGUCUUGACUAACAACAUUCUCAACUUCUAAGCCAAACAUCACUGAAUUAAGAGCACAAAUGGCUGUUUUCCAGUAGUGGACAAGUGAGGGAUCACAUCAAACCAACCUGCACCAGGUCAUCUGCUCAGUGUGGAGCUGUGUGAAGGCUAAAGGUACCGGUGUCGUGUUUUUACAGCACCUGGAUGCUUAACACCCUACGUCUGCCAAAACAUGAAGACCAAAAGCAAAGGGAAGAAGCAAAGGCGUGCUGCUGAGAGAGAAGCAUUUCCUGAGGAGUCAGCAACGAGAAAGAAAGAGCUGGUGAAACGUUUGCGGCACAAGGAGAGGAGGAGCGGGGGGGACAAGGAGAGUGGCAAGGUCUCUGCAGCUGGAGCCAAGCACCCUUGGAGCAACAAGGAGCGGCGUCUGAGGAGGCUGGAGAGCAACGAGCGGGAGAGGCAGAGGAUGCACAAGCUCAACAACGCCUUCCAGGCCCUGCGGGAGGUGAUCCCUCACGUCAGAGCUGAGAAUAAACUCUCCAAAAUAGAGACUCUCACACUGGCCAAAAACUACAUUAAAUCCUUGACUUCCAUUAUACUCAAUAUGUCCAACGGACACUUUCCAUCCACAGAAGGGAUGGGGGCAGCCCGGGGGCCCAAACUGUACCAUUAUCAACAGCAACCUGGGGAGGAAGAUCCUGAGGAGCAUCUACAGAAAUGCUCCGUGUAGGUUCAUGG
Molecule: messenger RNA, 834 nt
Organism: Calidris pugnax (ruff)
Lineage: Eukaryota; Metazoa; Chordata; Aves; Charadriiformes; Scolopacidae
Gene: BHLHA15
Product: basic helix-loop-helix family member a15
Exons: 2
Coding region: 329-826 (165 amino acids)
Molecular function (GO): protein dimerization activity
Source: RefSeq, a predicted model, not a curated record